Molecule: messenger RNA, 552 nt
Organism: Caenorhabditis remanei
Lineage: Eukaryota; Metazoa; Nematoda; Chromadorea; Rhabditida; Rhabditidae
Exons: 3
Coding region: 1-552 (183 amino acids)
Biological process (GO): muscle contraction
Cellular component (GO): troponin complex
Source: RefSeq, a predicted model, not a curated record
AUGGCGGAGCGUGAGCGCAAGAAGGAAGAGGUGCGUAAGCGUCUCGAGGAGGCUUCCAGAAUGAAGAAGGCCAAGAAAGGAUUCUUGACACCAGAGAGAAAGAAGAAGCUUCGUAAGCUUUUGAUGAUGAAGGCCGCUGAGGAUUUGAAACAACAGCAGAUGUUGAAGGAGCAAGAGAGACAACGUAUCCUUCAAGAGAGAAUCAUUCCACUUCCAGAUUUGGAUCAUGAAGAUGACCUCGAGGCAGUCUACGAAGAGAUCCGUGAGAGACUCAUCGAGUUGGAAUCGGAGAACUACGACGUCAGCUACAUCGUUCGUCAAAAGGAUUUCGAGAUCAACGAGUUGACAAUUGCUGUCAACGAUCUUCGCGGAAAAUUCGUAAAACCAACAUUGAAGAAGGUGUCGAAGACCGAAGGAAAGUUCGACAAACUGAAGAAGAAGGAGACCGCCAAAGUCGAUUUCCGUGCUCAACUCAAGGUUGUCGACAAGAACGAAUUCGCGAUGGACGAGGAAGAUACAGAGAAGAAGGAGAAGGCCACAUGGGCAAAGUAA